Orbicella faveolata is the source of this 2583-nucleotide messenger RNA. RefSeq names its product dual specificity tyrosine-phosphorylation-regulated kinase 4-like. Gene Ontology annotation, biological process: peptidyl-threonine phosphorylation; peptidyl-serine phosphorylation. Lineage: Eukaryota; Metazoa; Cnidaria; Anthozoa; Scleractinia; Merulinidae. The record is from RefSeq and is a predicted model, not a curated record. Gene Ontology annotation, cellular component: nucleus; cytoskeleton; cytoplasm. Gene Ontology annotation, molecular function: protein serine/threonine kinase activity; ATP binding; protein serine/threonine/tyrosine kinase activity.
AUAUUUCGGGUUUCUGUAGCGCGAAGUGACUGCAGUCGUAAAUAGAAGUGUUAGAUCUGUAAGGUAACACUACUAGAUGGCUUGUCCUUUUCUCCCGCUGAAUGUCUUGCCAGCAAAUUUGUUCCUGAAAGAAUGUUCAUGCGAAGAACAACAUUCUGAACCUUGGAGAAGUAGACGUCUUAAACCAAAGUGACAAUCUUUGGUAUAUGACAUUUUCAGAGUUAGAUUGUGAAGCUCGCGUAAUGAUUCAUUCGUUGGUGAGCGUUCCAACCACUGUUUUCUUUUGUAAAAGCAUUGGUACUCCAAACUUUCUGUUUGGGAUGUUAGAACAUUGUAGAUUUAUAUCUCUCCCCCUGGAGAAUUUAUUCAUUUUUCAUUGAUGUAUAUUAAUUCAUGUUUUAAAACAGAUUCCAAAGGAAACCCGCGCAGCAUGACAAACUCAAAAGGAAGAAAGCGUCAAGUGAACGGCAAAGAACUCAGCGCAGCUCUGAAAACAAACGACGCGUUAUUUGUGGAUUUUAUCAAUCGCUGCCUCGAUUGGGAUCCAGCAACUCGUCUGACUCCUGAUGAAGCCUUCCACCACGAGUGGAUACAGGAGGGACGCCAAAGACAUCGUGGGACAUCCCGCUUAACGUCCCGACACCAGGCUUCUGCGGAUGCGCACAACUCUUCGGAGACGAUAUCCAAAGGAAGUACCACAAUUAUAGCGGAACCCAGCAAAGCGCAUGUUGAGGGCGGCUGGACCAAACGAAGCGCGCGAACGCGGGAAAGAUUGCAGCCAAUAGGAGCUGACGCCACGCACACUGCGCCACACGACAACAACAACAAUGUUACCAAACAACAGCCGGAGACUGGGACUGAGCCCAAGGGGACAGUGGCACCGACUGCCAAGACGAUUUCGUCCGGGGUAGUGAAAGAGAAGGAUAUUGCAGAAGAGAGAACUACGGAGGAAGUGACUGUCACGGAGGGAGGACAGUUCUUGCCUCCGAUCAAAUGAUUCAAUGGAUUUAAAGCGUUUUUAUGGGGUAUGAAGCUGAAAUUCAGUUUAAAAUUAUGAUGUAAACGCGCCACAUUCGAUCUAUCAGAAUUCAAUAUUGGUUCACAAGUCACAAAUCUCCAUUGCCGGCGUUCAAACAAUGAUAGCUCUUACUUCAUAAGUCAUGCUAUAAGCUUUUUCAUACACAAGGUGAAGACAAUUUCCAAUGUGUGAUUCAAUUUUUUUACAUACUAUAAUUUUUCUGUGUAAAAAUCUGUGACCUUUUUACUGUUCAUAGCAUACUGAGCUAUGCACCCUUAACAGUUUAAAUCUAGAGUCUAUGCAAUAUCAGAUUUACAGGUGAUGUUCUCAGAAUCGAUAUACGAUUUUGAUAUUUUGAAUGUGCUGUCGACACUGAUGGUUUUUAUUUCAUAGAAGUAUUUAAUUUUACAUGUAUUUCUAUUCGAACAUGAUAUGUUCAGAUUGUAAAAAGAAAAAUCGACAUUUGUAAAUUAAUCCUCGUUGUGAUAAAAUAUUCCGCAUGAAACAUUUUCUCGCCUUCGACAUAAAAAUUAAAUCGUUGGCAACUCGCCAGCAGGUUAGAAAUCUAACAGAAUCUAAGUUCAUGUACAGAAAAGUUUUACAAUGAAAUAAGCGGUAUUGGUAUUCUAUUUUUACGGCUCAAAUUCCUAGCAGAUUCUUACAGUCAAGGGUUUUUGAAAAUUGUGUCAAAGUAGGCAAAAAAAUAAUUUGCAGUUUUCGUAACCAGAGAAGAGGAUAAAACAUUCGGAUAAAUUUUAUGGUCGGUAGCACGCCGACACGAGCAUAUUGUUUGACGUUUGGCGAAGAGUGCGUUAUUUUUUACGAAACUGACUUUGAAUUUAAGAGUGAAAAAAAAUUGUGAAUUUAAUUUUAAUAUAUGAGUGUUUUGGUUAUUUAUUUUACUAAUUCCUUGAGAGGUGUUUUAAUAUAUUUCAUGAAUUGUUUUUAAAUAUUUUUAUACAGCAUUUAAUGACAGAAAGAAAAUACGAGUGAAUAUUAAGGAGUGAAACCAACGCAGUUUGCAGUCGAAAACACGGUUAUUUUCUAGCCCGGAGAAAACAUCAAAAUGUUUAGGGUUGAAUUGAGAUGUAUUUAAGUGAAUAGGAUCUUCUGGAAAUGAAAUAGCGAAAAUUUCUUGUUGAACUUUCAAGCUCCAAAUGUGAUCAACCAGUCGGUUCUCCCAAUAAUAUCAAAACGAGAUUAAACAGGCAAGUAGGGAGAAUUGAACAAAACGAAGGAUCAUAACAUUUCUCUGACAUUAACAUUUAAACGAAAUCUAAUAAGAAAUGCAAAACAGUAAAAUAGCAUGUUGAUAGUGGAGCUUGAAAGAUUAACAACUACAAACUAAUUCAAAAUUUAUUUAUAAACCGACAGUUAUUUAAUAUUAAGAUUAUAUUUAAACUACGCCAAUGGUUUCCAUGGUUACUUGUGCAUAUGACCCUUUUCAGCGACCAUAUGAAUCUUCUAGUUGUAACAAUUUUCACAACAGACUUUGCAGUGAAAGUUUUUCUAAGGAAAUAAUGUCCUGUCUCAGACAGGAUGAGAUUAAACUGUUAAUAACCGCG